AGGGUGCGGUAGUUUGUUUAUUCGAUGAGCGGCUUUUGGUGACCCCCAGAACGAACAAAUUGCCUCCGAACAGAAAACCGUAGUAAUAGAGGUUACAGUUACGCACGGAACACGGUAGUGAACGAGGGUUGAUUCGGAGAGCAAAGCGAAAUUGGUACAAUGGCCGAUGUGAAGUCCGAAAUCGACAGUGACGCGGAGCAGAACUACUCCCUCAACAGCAAUGUGGACCCGAAGAAUAUGCAGGAAUUGACCAUCUAUGUUCAAAAUCUGUUGCAAAAUGUGCAGGACAAGUUUCAGAGCAUGUCGGAUCAAAUUAUUUCCCGCAUCGAUGACAUGGGCACCAGGAUAGAUGAACUCGAAAAGAGCAUCGCAGACCUUAUGCAGCAGGCCGGUGUCGAAGGACAGGAUAAAUAAGUAGGCCCGACCGCGAGGCACUUCCUGCUUAGUUACGAGGCAAUCAUUCUUCGACCCUUUAUCAUCGUAAGUGCGCAGGAGAAACACGUGGAGAAUCGUCAUGGAAAAAUAUGUUUUAAGGGCGACGUUAGAAAUGUAUUGUAAUCGGUUCCAGGUUUGCAUUUCUUUUCUCAUGAGCAAAGUCCAACGAAAGCAGCAGCAUCAUCGGAGGCAUACUUUUUUAUUGUACACGAAUCACACGAUUGAAUAAAUUAAUACACCACCACAAUCAGCGCAACCAACGUUCAAAGCUAAAAGUUAGAGGAAUGUACUAAGUACGUCUCAAAUCCCGCAGUAACCGGGCAGCAGUGUAGCCCACAUAUCGAAAGAAUUCGCUGAUCGAGUGCCUCAUUAUUGUGCUUCUUAAGAAGACUUCGUAGUUCGAUUCAACAAUCCCCGUUGCUAGGAAACGUGCUUGAGACAUUUUCGUCAAAGAGUGAACAAUGAUUG
This is a messenger RNA of Anopheles bellator, 903 nucleotides long. RefSeq names its product heat shock factor-binding protein 1. The record is from RefSeq and is a predicted model, not a curated record. Bases 160 to 414 code for a protein of 84 amino acids. Gene Ontology annotation, molecular function: transcription corepressor activity. The transcript has 2 exons. Gene Ontology annotation, cellular component: cytosol; nucleus. Lineage: Eukaryota; Metazoa; Arthropoda; Insecta; Diptera; Culicidae. Gene Ontology annotation, biological process: cellular heat acclimation.